Tripterygium wilfordii is the source of this 3389-nucleotide messenger RNA. RefSeq names its product alpha-mannosidase At3g26720-like. The record is from RefSeq and is a predicted model, not a curated record. Bases 155 to 3229 code for a protein of 1024 amino acids. The transcript is spliced from 29 exons. Lineage: Eukaryota; Viridiplantae; Streptophyta; Magnoliopsida; Celastrales; Celastraceae. Gene Ontology annotation, biological process: mannose metabolic process. Gene Ontology annotation, molecular function: alpha-mannosidase activity; carbohydrate binding.
CCUUGCACGUUUGCUUUCCACGCGUAAUUAUAAGGAGAGAGGGACUGCGGAGAGAUUAUUGUCGAACACCUCAAGCUCCUACUACUAGGAUCUUCCAUUUCUGAACUUUUACACUGCCAAAGCUCAAGGAGAGCUUGCUUUGAGUGCAGCAGCUAUGGCGUUCAUGUUACUUCUUCUCACUGUUCUCUCGGCGGGACUUUUUGGUGCGGAAGCUGAGUAUAUAGCUUACAACACUACUGGGGGGAUUGUCCCUGGUAAAAUCAAUGUUCACUUGGUCCCUCAUUCGCACGAUGAUGUUGGUUGGUUAAAGACUGUUGAUCAGUACUAUGUGGGUGCUAACAACUCGAUCCGGGGGGCUUGUGUGCAGAAUGUGCUGGAUUCUAUGAUUUCAGCAUUGUUUGAGGAAAAGAAUCGAAAGUUCAUUUAUGUUGAGAUGGCAUUCUUCCAAAGAUGGUGGAGACAGCAAAGCGAGACAAUGAAAGCCAAAGUGAAGGAGCUUGUCAACUCGGGUCAGCUAGAAUUCGUAAAUGGAGGUAUGUGCAUGCAUGAUGAGGCAACUCCGCAUUACAUUGAUUUGAUUGAUCAGACAACUCUAGGGCAUAAGUUCAUCAAAGAUGAGUUUGGGCAGACUCCCAGAGUUGGUUGGCAGAUUGAUCCUUUUGGCCAUUCUGCUGUUCAAGCUUACUUGCUCGGUGCAGAGUUAGGAUUUGACUCUCUCUUUUUUGCUCGAAUUGAUUACCAAGACAGAGCGAAGAGAUUAGCUGAGAAGGCUCUCGAGGUUGUAUGGCAAGGUUCUAAGUCCCUCGGUUCAACUUCACAGAUAUUCACUGGUAUAACACCCAGGCAUUAUGAUCCUCCUGAUGGUUUCACAUUUGAAAUAAAUGAUGUUUCCCCUCCUAUUCAGGAUGAUGUUCUCCUGUUUGACUACAAUGUUCAAGAGCGUGUCAAUGACUUUGUGGCCGCUGCGUUGGCACAGGCUAAUGUUACCAGGACGAAUCACAUAAUGUGGAUGAUGGGGACAGAUUUUCGCUAUCAAUAUGCAAAUUCUUGGUUCAGACAGAUUGACAAGUUCAUCCACUAUGUCAAUAAGGAUGGUCGUGUAAAUGCCCUAUAUUCUACCCCAUCCAUCUAUACUGAUGCAAAAUAUGCAACCAAUGAAAAGUGGCCUCUCAAAACUGAAGAUUUCUUUCCGUAUGCAGAUCAUCCAAAUGCAUAUUGGACUGGUUAUUUUACAAGUAGGCCAGCCUUUAAAGGAUAUGUCAGGUCUAUGAGCAGUUACUAUCUUGCUGCAAGGCAAUUAGAAUAUCUUAAAGGCCGAAGUGGUUCAGACCCAAAGAUGAAUGUGUUAGCUGAUGCAUUAGCAAUUGCCCAACAUCAUGAUGCAGUUAGUGGUACAGAAAGACAGCAUGUUGCUGAUGAUUAUGCAUUGAGACUGUCCUUAGGCUAUGUGGAGGCUGAGAAGUUGGUUGCCUCCUCGUUAUCUUUCUUGACGGAGUCAAGAUCAAGUGAGGGAAAGGGGAACCCAGUCACUACCUUUUUGCAGUGUCCGCUUCUGAAUAUUAGUUACUGUUCGCCAUCAGAAGAAAUCUUGUCUGGCAGUAAAAGCCUGGUCAUUGUCAUUUACAAUCCUCUGGGAUGGAAGCGAGAGGAAGUUAUACGAAUUCCAAUUUCCACUGAAAAAGUUGUUGUUCAAGAUUCUGGCGGGAGACUAAUCGAGUCUCAGCUUCUCCCUCCGUCAAAUGCUACUUUGAGAUUAAGAAAUAAAUAUGUGAAGGGGCAUCUGGGCAAAUCCCCAGGUGAAACACUUAAGUAUUGGCUUGCAUUUUCAGCAUCUAUACCACCACUAGGUUUCAGCACUUACAUUGUCUCAAGUCCAAAACAGACAGAUUUAGGUGACAGUCAUAGUGCUACCAUCUCAAUGAUUCAUACCUCAGAAGGAAGCACAAAUGAUACCAUUGAAGUUGGUCAAGGAAGUUUAAGACUAAUUUAUUCUGCUAAUGAAGGAAAACUUACUCAUUAUAGAAAUAUCAGAAGCCUGGUUAACACCCUUGCUGAACAAUCGUACGGUUACUAUUCUGGAAAUGAUGGAACUGAUAAUGAUCCCCAGGCAUCAGGUGCAUAUGUUUUUCGUCCAAACAAUACAUAUCGUAUAAAACCACAAAGCCAGGUUCCUUUAACUGUCAUGCGGGGUCCAUUAGUGGAUGAAGUACAUCAACAGCUCAAUCCAUGGAUAUCUCAGAUUACAAGGAUCUACAAGGGGAAGGAGCAUGCUGAAAUUGAAUUCACAAUAGGGCCUAUACCAGCGGAUGAUGAACUUGGAAAGGAAAUUACAACUCAGAUUAUGACAACCUUGAACACGAACAGAACAUUCUACACCGACUCAAACGGACGUGACUUCAUUAAACGGAUACGAGAUUUCAGGAAAGACUGGGAGCUCCAAGUGAACCAACCAAUCGCUGGGAAUUAUUACCCUAUCAAUCUUGGAAUAUAUGUGCAAGACAAUAGCACAGAGCUUUCUGUUUUGGUGGACCGCUCUGUGGGAGGUUCUAGCUUAGUGGAUGGUCAAAUUGAACUGAUGCUCCAUAGGAGGUUACUUCAUGAUGAUAAGAGAGGUGUUGGAGAGGUAUUAAAUGAAACAGUUUGCUUCGACAAUGGAUGCGAAGGUUUAACUAUCCAAGGAAAAUUUUUUCUGAGGAUAGAUCGUCUUGGCGAAGGUUCCAAGUGGCGUCGAACGGCUGGUCAAGAGAUAUAUUCUCCGGUUCUCUUAGCGUUCACAGAACAGGAUGGAAAUAAUUGGAUGGAUUCCCAUGUACCGGCCUUUUCAGGGUUUGAUCCAUCAUAUUCUUUACCUGAUAAUGUUGCUCUGAUAGCCCUCCAGGAACUUGAGGAUGGAAAAGUUCUCCUUCGGUUAGCUCAUCUGUAUGAGACCGGAGAGGACAAGGACUAUUCUGCAAUGGCUAGUGUGGAGUUGAAAAAGCUGUUCCCAAACAAGAAGAUAAGUAAGGUAACAGAGAUGAGUCUGUCUGCCAAUCAAGAACGAGCAGAGAUGGAGAAGAAGCGGUUAGUGUGGAAGGUAGAAGGGUCGACAGACGAAUCCUCUGUGAAGAGGGGAGGACCAGUUGAUCCUGCAAUGUUGGUAGUGGAACUUGCUCCAAUGGAAAUCCGCACUUUCCAUGUCGACCUCGACAAUCUUCUCAUGCCUGGUUCCGGGGAACCGACGUGGCUCUGACCUCAACCUGCUCUGUUGUAUGUAUUUUAGCUACCUGAGUACGAAAUGGGAAAUGCUGUACAAUGAACACCUUAAUAAUAAAACUGUAUUUGUAACUGAUGUUAUCUGACCCUGGGAUGUCAGCUCUUCAAUCUUAAGUGGCACCAAGUUAUAAACUCGA